Antechinus flavipes (yellow-footed antechinus) is the source of this 3006-nucleotide messenger RNA. Its product is annotated as zinc finger protein 79-like. The coding region runs from base 362 to 1549 and encodes 395 amino acids. The transcript has 5 exons. NCBI's taxonomy places the organism in Eukaryota, Metazoa, Chordata, Mammalia, Dasyuromorphia, Dasyuridae. The record is from RefSeq and is a predicted model, not a curated record.
ACGUUGCCAAGCGCAGUUCUCAUGGAAACGGAGACGCCAAUCCAAGAACUCGAAGAUUCUUUCUGAGAUUGGAAACUCGAAUUGAGGAGGCGGGCCAAAGUGGGGGCCCAUGUCGUCACUUCCGCUUCACCUUCGCCAUCCUCGUCCCGCUAGUGCUCGCCUCGGGUCUGCUCCGUCCUCAGCCGCUGCCGCCGCCACCAGGGUCCGACCCCUGCGUCCUGGGCUGGGCCCCUGGGGGGGGCGGCGCCCCUGAAGCCGGCCUGGUCCCGCCCCCUCUGCCCCACCACCUUCCGGCUCCCAGGACCCGGUGAUUCAGGAGGAGCCGCGGGCGGCCGUCUCCCAUGGCGCUGUACCCGAAGUGAUGCUGGAGACCUAUGGGAGUCUUGCCCGCCCCGGCCGCACUCUGCUCCCCAUCUCGGCCGAUCUGGGACUGGCAGUUUCCAUGCUCUUCCAGUUGGAGCCACGGGAAGCCCCUUGGAUACAGGAGGGAGCCGGCCCCAGGAGCACCCGGGCAGAUGGUGAGGUGAUGCUUGGAGCCAAGGAGUCUGCCGACUUAGAAAUGUCAGUUGAAGAAUCAGCUGAGGAAGGAUGCCCCAGGGAUUAUCUCUCCAGCUUCAGUUUGGAAGAAGCUUCCAAAGCUGCUCCUAGGUUGGGGAAGCAGAAGACCAAUGAAGACAAGCCGUUGAGGACUCGUCCUGGAGAGAAGCCCCUUAAAUGUAGUGAAUGUGGGAUGACCUUCUGCCACAACUCGCAGCUUUCCCGGCACCAGAGAAUCCACACGGGAGAGAAGCCGUACGAGUGCACGGAGUGUGGAAAGGCCUUCAGUCGGAACACGCAGCUCUCCCGACAUCGGAAGAUCCACACGGGGGAGAAGCCGCACGGGUGCGACGAGUGCGGGAAGGCCUUCCGGGAGAGCAAGCAGCUCUCUCGGCACCAGAGGACGCACACCGGGGAGAAGCCCUACGGGUGUGGUGAAUGUGGGAAGAGCUUCAGCAGGAGCACGGGACUCGCCGAGCACCAGAGGAUCCACACAGGGGAGAAGCCCUACGAGUGUAGGGAGUGCGGGAAGGCCUUCCGGGAGAGCAAGCAGCUCACUCGGCACCAGCGGAUCCACACCGAGGAGAAGCCCUACGGGUGCGAUGAGUGCGGGAAGGCCUUCCGCUGGAGGACGGAGCUUACUUCCCAUCGAAGGAUCCACACUGGAGAGAAGCCGUACGAGUGCCGCGAGUGUGGGAAGGCCUUCCGCCUGAGCGCCCACCUCAUCCAGCAUCAGAGCAUCCACACCGGAGAGAAGCCUUACGAGUGCAAGGAGUGUGGGAAGGCCUUCCGCUGGGUCACGGGGCUGACCUCCCACCACAGGAUCCACACGGGAGAGAAGCCCUACGAGUGCAGCAUCUGUGGGAAGGCCUUCCGAUGGAGAACGGUUCUGACUUCCCACCACAGGAUCCACACGGGAGAGAAGCCAUUUGAGUGUGGUGAAUGCGGGAAGGCUUUCCGCCUGAGCAAACAUCUUAUUCAACAUCAGAGAAUACACAGUGAAGCCUUUUGAAUGGCAAUGCCUCAUAAAGCUGAUGAACGUGAAGAUUUCAGCUGGGACAUCCUCUGAAACAUGGAUAAUUCAGGCUUUUUGGGUAAAGAGAUCCCCGUCAGCUGGUUGGGUGCUUUUUUCUCAGCUCCUUAAACACCUGCCUACCCCAUCACCUGCACUGCUGAUGGGCACUUGCUUCCUCAAAACUGUUCCUCGGCCAUCUUCAGAAACGUCAUCCUUGCUCUUCCCCUUUCCUUCUGACCGAGAGGAAGAAGUGUUCUUUGUCUUUGCUGAAGCCAAAUUGCCUGCCCCAUCUAAGGCCCUUCUUUCUGAGGGCCUUCUUCCAGGGGUCAUGGAGGUCAUGUGUGUGUGUCUGUCUGUCUGUCUCCAUCCCUCUCUCCCCCUCUCUCUGUCUCCCACCUCCUCCCACCUGCCUUCAGAUUGAUCAGCCAGAACGAGCUCCUUCAAGCCUGGUUUCUUUCUCCACCCUUUACUGAAGUUCCUUUAGCAGAGUCUUUUGUGAGAUUCUCAUCACUCAGUGCAUUGACUUUUGAUGGGAGGGAUUCCUUAUCCUCCUGUGUCCUUUGACAUUGUUGCCCACUCCCUUGCUCUAAGUAAAUGCUCUCGCUUCCCCUUCUAGCUCACUUUCCUUCUCCCGUGCUGGUAGCCAUUCCCUCUCCUUCACUUCCUGGUUCCCGGUGUUAUUCACACCCCCUAAAGUUUGGUGUCCCCCAGGAAUCUACCCUUGGUCCUCUAUUCCAGUUAUUCUCUCUUUUGGAACUCUCAUUCACUAUUUUAGAUCAAAGAUUAAGAAAAAAUCCAUGAUUUGCAGAAGUUUGGAAAAGGGACAAGGUGGCUGAUGGUAGCAGUCAGGAAAACUCAAGGAAUGGGACCACUCUGUAUUUUUAGGGACAGUUACCAGGCUUAUGCCUAGGAACCCACUGAGCCCCUAGUGAGUGUUUAACAAUUGUCGGGGAUUGGGUUUGGUGCUGGGGAUACCAAAACACCUCUUCUCUUUUACCUUUCACAUCCUGGGUCUCCGUGUCCCUGCCAGUGCCCUAGAAUGGGCCCUCCUCCCUCAUGGGGGGAUUCUGCUGAAUAGUUGUUUCCUUCCUGGCUUCCCUCCAUCUUUCCCCUCCAGUCCGUGCCUCAUACUCUGCUGGUCUAAUCUUCCUUAAGCAUAGAUCUAAAUUUGAGACUUUUUUUUAUUAAAGCUGUUUAUUUUUAAAAUAUAUGCAUAGUUUUCAAGAUCCACCCUUGCAAAACCUUGUGUUUCAAAUUUUUUUCUUCCUCUCUUCUCCCCACUUUCUUUCUCCCCUGGAUGGCAAGUAACCCAAAGAAACCAGUAAACAGGUGCGAUUUUCUAUAUGUAUUUCCAUAAUUCUCUUGCUGCACAAGAAAAAUCAGAUCAAAAAGGAAAAAAUGAAAAAAAAAAAAAGCAAAAUGCAAGCAAAUAACAAUAAAAAAGGUGAAAAUGC